UCCACGAGCCCGAGCCAGCCCCAGGCUCCCCUCUUCUGAGAGCCUUCCUCCGCGGCUUCUCCGAAGCGAGCGCGAUGGAGCUGCGAGCACUGCAGCGGCUGCAACUUUUCGUGGUGCUGCUCUGGGGUGCUUGUCAAAGAACAAAUGGUUGCAAUGAAACACUCAUGCUGGAAAGGUUGCCUGCAUGUGGCAAAGCAUUUGAAGACAUGAUGAGGAAAGUGGACAUAAAGAAUUGGUGCAACUUGACUGAAUUUAUCACGUACUAUGACAACUUUACCUCUUGCACAGAACUUGAAACCAACAUUGUGGGAUGCUUUUGGCCUAACCCCCUAACAGAGGGCUUCAUCACAGGGGUUCACAAACAGUUCUUCUCAAACUGUACAUCAGACAAAGUGCAUUGGGAAGACCCACCAGAUGAAAUUCUCAUUCCCCUGAUUCUGAUUCCUGUCCUGUUGACAGUGGGGAUGGCAAGCUUGGUCGUGUGGUGCAGUAAACGGAAUGAUGUUUUGGUGUAGUCUACAUUUUCCUCUUUUGACUCUUCUUUUUUAAAUUUUUUUUUUUUUGGAAAAAGCAGAAGUCAAGCAUCAGGAAUGAUUGGUCUAUGGCUGCUUGAGUCGAAACAGCUCCUAUCCAGAGGAAAUCUUUCUGGGUUUGAAAAGUCUUGUUGAAAAGCUGCCAUUUUGGAGUUUGGUUUGUGUGAUGGAACUUACUCAAUUUUAGAGAUGCAAAGAUACUGGGUUUCAUCAGAUUUCCAACCCUACCAGAGACAAAGUUGAAGUUUCUAGAGGAAUCGACAGUAUAUAUAUGGAAGCUGCUAAAUACAGAAAGAUAAAAGGCAAUCUGGGCCAGUGAGAACUAAGUUUAUCCAUUGUUUUUUGCUAAUCAUUCAUCUCACAAAUAGCUAUGAUAAAAUUGUAGUCACUUGUCUCUGAGUUGGUAGAGGGCUUGUGUUGUGAGCUUAACACCAAAGGCCUUCCACUAAUGGAUUUCACAGAAGACGAUCUCAGUUCUUUUAUUUGUAGCAAAGGGAAGAAAAUAUAACCAAAGAUGGGAACGGCUGUUUUGAAGACAACAAUUUAAAUGGCCACAUCAUACCUUUAAGGAAAAGGACUGUAUCACAUGAAGGGAUGAUAGCAGAAGUACUUUCUAGGGAUGGACUUCUUGACUUGAGGAGGACAUAGAAGGGGCUUUAAGAAGGAUGCAGAUCCCUUUCUCACAGUGUGGAAAGAGUGAAAGAAAGUGGACUGCCUUAAUUUAUUAAAGGGUAACGAAGGAGCUACAGACACAUCAGAUUCCUUCAUUUGUUCUUUAAUUAUUGUUGUAACUUUUAUGAAAAUAUGAAUACUCACCGGUUUCUUCCCAUGCCUCCUCUCUACUCCCAAAGGGAUUGCGUGCACAGUGUUCUAUAAAUAAUAGAAUACCCAGGCGGCAGAGAUGUCUUUGAAAUGUUAACUGUCAGAAACUAGCUUUCAUUUUAGAUAGACAGAUUAAGGACAGGCAUCAGGAAUGGGAAAAAAGGGCACAAGGAAGCUUGGAGCAGUCAGUAUGGGUUACAAAGAAUGAGGAAGAAAACAGCUCCUCCAGCAAAGUGGGAGAAAACAAUUACUACAUGUUGCCACAAAAAUGUGUAUGCCUGUGUAUUUGCUGGGCAAUUAUUUUUCUUGUUCCUUUUGUGAGCCCCUUUCCUGUCACUUCCCAAAUUGUCUUCUAAAUAUUCCAUGUGGAGUGAGUAGUCCAGUUUGGCUUCUUCAGCCAAAAUCUUUCAUUCUUCAAAUGUAUCUUUCCUGGAUCCCAGUUGGAUCUUUUAUUCUUAAGGGAGAAGAAUUUGUGUUUCUAAUAAUUGUGUGUAAAAUUCCUACAUGUAAGUUGUGUUUAUGGGUUUGAACUGUUCCGUGGUCCUCUGUUUUUAAAAUGUCUCUAAGUAAAUCUGUAUAUUUGUUGUUUUAUUUUUUUGUCUUCUUUCACACUGCUCCAGUAAAUGGUAACUGCCUUCACCAAUGCUGAGAGAAGUAGACCAUGUUAUUUAUUGGCUGUUGUUCUAAUAAUCGUAUUUCUAUUGAUUUCCUCCCCAAAUAAAUUAUGCAGAUUGG
Molecule: messenger RNA, 2090 nt
Organism: Dromiciops gliroides (monito del monte)
Lineage: Eukaryota; Metazoa; Chordata; Mammalia; Microbiotheria; Microbiotheriidae
Gene: RAMP3
Product: receptor activity modifying protein 3
Exons: 3
Coding region: 75-515 (146 amino acids)
Biological process (GO): protein localization to plasma membrane; receptor internalization; G protein-coupled receptor signaling pathway
Cellular component (GO): cell surface; signaling receptor complex; membrane
Molecular function (GO): coreceptor activity
Source: RefSeq, a predicted model, not a curated record